Molecule: messenger RNA, 1416 nt
Organism: Pedinophyceae sp. YPF-701
Lineage: Eukaryota; Viridiplantae; Chlorophyta; Pedinophyceae
Source: the annotation of a GenBank genome assembly
AUGACGGAUGCAGACGGAAAGCAAGGCGGGUCGCCCGCCACGGCGGAGGACAUCCUGGUCAAGACGUCCUCGAAGGGCGGGAGCGGACGCUGGACGAAGGCGGUGAACAGCGUCAGGACGCUGAACAUCGCCUCUGGGAAGUUCACCACCCUCCGCGACAUGUUUGGGGACCUGGAGCUCCAGUGGCAGCACCUGAGGCCCGUCAAGAAGCUGGGCGAGGGCGGCUUCGGGGUGGUGCAGUGGAUGGUGUACGAGCCCCCGGGCGCGGUGGCCAAGGACCUGGCCGUGAAGCGCCUCCACGCGAACGGCCACCUCGAGGACCGCGCGUUCAAGGACUUCAUCGCGGAGGUGCAGCUCCUGAGGAAGCUGGCCCACCGCAACAUCGUUUCCUUCUGUGGCAUCGGGACGGUGGAGGAGGAGCCGUCCAGGCACGGCUCCGGGCUCGAGCGCACGGAGACCGCGCAGGAGAAGCUACAGCGCGCCAUGUCCGGCGCGGGCGACGUGAAGGAGGCGGGGGAGGUGUUUCUUGCGCAGGAGUUCUGCGCGGGCGGCGCCCUGCGCGACGUGCUGGGGGAGCAGAUGUCGACAUUGAACGGCGUGCUGUACAAGUGGGACACCGGCCUGCGCUGGAUCCUCGACAUCGCGCGGGGUCUGCAGUACUUGCACAACGCCAACCCGCAGGUCAUCCACCGCGACAUGAAGAUGGAAAACGUGCUGCUGACCAACCACCACUACAGCGACCCGUCGUGCCGCGCCAAGAUUGCGGACUUCGGGCUGAGCCGGCUCGUGGAGCAGCGGAACGAGCGCGUCCGGGCGGACCUGAGCAAGUUCGAGGAGCAAGAGAGGAAGAAGCCCACGGACCUCGCGAGCUACCGGCGGUCGAUGACGAUGCGGCAGGCGCAGAUCGUUCCGGGCACCAAGUCCACGAAGGACGUGUACGUCCCGCAGGACCUCACGGGCGGCACGGGGUCGCUCAUGUACAUGGCGCCCGAGGUGCAGCGCGGGGAGAAGUACAACGAGAAGGCGGACGUGUUCAGUUUCGCCAUGAUCAUGUACGAGAUUCUAACCAUCCAGCUGCAAGUGAUCAUGGUGCCGGGCGGGACCCCCGAGGACAUCGAGCGCCACGCGACGCUCGUCGCCGAGGGCUACCGACCCAAGAUCCCCGAGAAGUGGCCCGCGCCGGUGGCGGCGCUGGUGCAGCAGUGCUGGGCAGACAACCCCGCGGACCGCCCGAGCAUGAGCACCGUGGUCGAGAAGCUCGAGGGCAUUCUCCAGUCCGACCUCGCGGCCAAGUACGUCGUGGAGCACCAGAAGCGCAAGCUCGUGCAGUCGAAGAAGGCCAAGGCGGCGGGCGUGCCCGCGGCGGCCGAGGGCGGCGGUGGUGGCAGCGGCGGCGGUUGCUGCGCGGUGAUGUAG